AUGACUGAAUUCCAGUUCUCUUAUGAAUCCUGGCCCGUCGAGGGUUUUGAGAUUUUACCUCAAGAGCUUGAUCAGCCCAUCAUCGCAGGAGAUUUCAAUCCUGUAGAAGAGCUGGAUCCAAGCUUGGUCGAACAGCUGAAUAUGCCCAAGUCCAACUUCCAGCCCUAUCCCGCAUUGUGGUAUGAGGCUGGCCUUGUGAGGCAAGACUGCGGCAUUAAUCAAGAGCCAAGCUAUUUCCCCGAGAAUACACCGACCCUCGAUCAACUAGCGACGCAGAGAGCUCUCUUCAUGACUCCAGCAUAUCAAUUCCCAGCAUCCCCAACCUCCGAUACGCGCAGCUCUCCUGAUCCAACUUCGACAUGGGAAGAAGAGACCCAAGGGCAAUACAACUUUGAUCUGAGUAUGGAUCAGUUCCAAAGCCCGCAAUUCGAAAGCCCCCAAUAUGCCCCACAACUCUCCGAGGAUUGCUUCACACCCCUCGAGAUGCCCGAUGGGAGCACCCGGCUGACAUCAAACUGGUUACCCGUCGACCCCGAAGCAGGGUUUACCAUUGCGGCACCCGAAGAGGAUUUUCAAGAUAUGAAGUUCGCUUUCUUUCCCUCGGAGCCGACUGCGUGGUCGUAUGACCGUUGA
Molecule: messenger RNA, 633 nt
Organism: Penicillium brevicompactum
Lineage: Eukaryota; Fungi; Ascomycota; Eurotiomycetes; Eurotiales; Aspergillaceae
Exons: 2
Coding region: 1-633 (210 amino acids)
Source: RefSeq, a predicted model, not a curated record